AUGACAUUGACCUGGCGUUGGUUGGUGAAGCACAAGGUCGAUCGAGCGUUUUGUGUGUCAAGAUUGUUGCAGACUUAUCAUUCGGUGGGCACCCAUUCUGAAGUGCCCGCCAUCGCCAUUGUGGUCCAGAUGCAUGGGCACUGUCGUGCUCUCAGAGCAAAUGUAACCCAAAUUGGGCAAACUCAUGGUGGAAUAUGGAUCGUUACUCUGUCACAUUCCACAGCAGAAGGUGAAAUUCCUUCGAUGCGAGAGGUGUGGAAUGCAGCAGGGCCCAUUGUGAAAGGGCAUGUUGCUGUCUUGUGUCCUUGUGUAUGGGACAGCAUCAAAGCAGGUAUGUCCGUUGGGGGUUCUGGUGAUGGUGCUGGAAGUUGGAAUGCAUGCACAUGGCUGUUGUUGGAGGGAUUGAAAAGUUCACGGAUUUAG
This is a messenger RNA of Ostreobium quekettii, 423 nucleotides long. The record is from the annotation of a GenBank genome assembly. Lineage: Eukaryota; Viridiplantae; Chlorophyta; Ulvophyceae; Bryopsidales; Ostreobiaceae.